Oryzias latipes (Japanese medaka) is the source of this 1734-nucleotide messenger RNA. Its product is annotated as 5-hydroxytryptamine receptor 1F. Gene Ontology annotation, molecular function: G protein-coupled receptor activity. NCBI's taxonomy places the organism in Eukaryota, Metazoa, Chordata, Actinopteri, Beloniformes, Adrianichthyidae. Gene Ontology annotation, biological process: G protein-coupled receptor signaling pathway. Gene Ontology annotation, cellular component: membrane. The record is from RefSeq and is a predicted model, not a curated record.
AGAGCAGAGAAAACGGAAACCAUUCUGAAUUCAGGAUUCAUCAUGUGAAGGGAAGACGAGAUUCAGGUCAGAAUGGACGAAUCGUCUGCAUCCACCUUGCAGCCCAGGACUCCUCUACAAACAGGAACAUCCAACUCGAGCGGGGGAGAGGCCAGGCCGUCUGAGCGCGCCCAGCUGCUGCUGGAGAUAACCGUGGUGCUCAUGUGUUUGGGUGCAGUGACAGGGAAUGUCCUCGUCAUUGUUAUUGUGGCUGCAACCAAAUCCCUGCACUCGAUGACAUCAGUGCUGAUCACAAACCUGGCUAUCAGUGACCUCUUGGUGGGAAUCGGAGUCAUGCCUUUUGUCGCUCUGUCCGUCCUGAACCCUGGAUGGGUUCAGUGUGCUGCUCUGUGUGUGUACGUCGGAUACACCUCCUCUGUGUUCUGCACAGCUUCUGCUCUGACACUUGCCGCCAUCGCCCUGGACCGUUUUUACUCCAUCACGGACUGCCUGCGUUACAGCUCCCGCUGCACCCCUUGGAGGACCUGCGCGGUGGUGACGUGGAUCUGGCUGCAGGCCCUGGCCACCUGCAGCCCCCCAUUGCUGGGCUGGAGCUCAGUGAGCUUUGUUCUUCCGAUGUAUAUCUGUACGGUCGACUGGUCCAAAAGUCCAAGCUACACUGCCUUCAUCGCUGCUUUUUCAUACUUCAUCCCUGCAUCGGUGAUCGUUUUUUGCUAUGUGAACAUCGUAAAGGUGGCCAGAUACCACACCAGGAAAAUUCAUACUCUGGAGGACUCCGUCCAGCGUAGGAAGGACCCCUCCUCUGAUUCAUCUCACCAUGUCAGGAGUCUCCAAUGCCCCUGGAGAGUUUUCGUUCACGUCGAUGAAGAGCUUGCAUCUCACGGGAGAGAAGAGCAAAGGAAUACUAUCCCUGAUUGCUCUGAGGCGACCACGAAACAGAGCAGCUCUCCAUCCAGACGUUUGUUCUCCUUUCUCCUGCAUCCAACUUCACUGAAAUCCUCCCACCACGGAGUGGUGCACCUCCUCCUGGUCAUCUCAGCUUUCCUCUUUUGCUGGACACCAUAUAUAAGUGUGGCCCUGGUCCAAGCUGCAGAAGCUGCAACAUCAGGUCAAUCGACCCUCGUCCCACACUCUGCCAUCACCUUCUCCUACUGGCUCGUGUUGCUGAACUCUGACAUCAAUCCUCUCCUCUACGCUCUGCUCAGCAAGCGCUUCCAGAGCGGCCUUCGAGGGCUCUGCCUGAGGCUGAGAGCACAGCUAGAGAGCGUGGUGGGCAGUGAGGUGGCAGUAAGAGCAGAGGAUGUCAGAGGUAGUGACUCCUACACUCAGACCUCAGCGCGUCUCAGCCCACACUCCAGCACAGAGAGUUUGACCUUUGACCCCUUCAGAUAUUCUUCUAUUUUCACAGUUAGCGGCAGCUUCACAAGGUCCUCUGGAAAACAUCUUUGCCGUGUGAAGCGAUGUGAAAGCACCUCAGUGGUUCAACAUGCCAGAAGGGCCAAGAGAGACAAUCUGCAGGUCUCGAUUCAGCCACGAGAGGGCAGCAGAUUACCCUCUUCUGCUUUGACGGAGGAGCGUCAGGCCACUUUCGUCUUUGGCCAGAUUACAGUGAAAGUGGAGCAUGAUGUUUGUUAAAAAACUUGUGACAUGCAGCUCUGAUUACGGGGCAAGGGGAAUUUGACCAAAUUUGGUCAAAAGGGGGCAACAAGGGGUAGCUUCGAGUUGAAAUGUUUA